CGCUCGCUCUCUGCCUCAGCCGCUGGGCUCUGCCUGACUCGCCUCCUCGCCAGGCUCCCUGGACCAGCAGCCAUGGCCGACAUGAAAACGGGCAUCUUCGCCAAAAACGUCCAGAAACGGCUGAACAGGGCGCAGGAGAAGGUACUUCAAAAGCUAGGGAAAGCUGAUGAAACAAAAGAUGAACAGUUUGAAGAAUAUGUUCAAAACUUCAAACGACAAGAGGCAGAAGGUUCCAGGCUCCAGAGAGAGCUACGAGGAUAUUUAGCUGCCAUCAAAGGCAUGCAAGAGGCCUCUAAGAAGCUUACAGAGUCUCUUCAUGAAGUAUAUGAGCCCGAAUGGUAUGGCCGGGAAGAUGUGAAAAUGGUUGGAGAGAAAUGUGAUGUGCUCUGGGAAGACUUUCAUCAAAAGCUGGUGGAUGGAUCAUUGCUGACCCUGGAUACAUACCUGGGACAGUUUCCUGAUAUCAAAACUCGCAUUGCAAAGCGAAGCAGAAAGCUAGUGGACUAUGACAGUGCAAGACAUCACUUGGAAGCCUUGCAGAGCUCAAAAAGAAGAGAUGAAAGCAGAAUUACAAAGGCAGAAGAAGAGUUUCAAAAAGCACAGAAAGUGUUUGAAGACUUUAAUAUUGAUUUACAAGAAGAGCUGCCAUCUCUAUGGUCAAGACGAGUUGGCUUCUAUGUGAACACUUUCAAAAAUAUAUCCAGCCUCGAAGCCAAGUUUCACAAGGAAAUAGCUUUGCUAUGCCACAAACUGUAUGAGGUGAUUACCAAGUUGGGAGAUCAGCAUGCUGACAAGGCCUUUACCAUCCAAGGAGCACCCAGUGAUUCAGGUCCACUCCGCAUUGCGAAAACACCAUCGCCCCCUGAGGAGGCUUCUCCCCUGCCUAGCCCUUCAUCUAGUCCCAAUCAUACACUGGCACCUGUUUCAUCUCCUGCACCAGCUCGGCCUAAAUCACCUUCACAGUUGAGGAAAGGGCCUCCUGUCCCACCGAUGCCUAAACUCACACCCACAAAGGAGCUGCAGCAGGAGAAUAUCAUCAGCUUCUUUGAGGACAACUUUGUACCAGAAAUCAGUGUGACAACUCCUUCACAGAAUGAAGCUCCCGAAGCUAAGAAAGAGGAAUGUUUGCUAGAUCUGGACUUUGACCCUUUCAAGCCAGAAGUGGUAUCAACAGGAAUAACCCUAACCCACUCACCCAUGUCUCAGACAUUGCCCUGGGAUUUAUGGACGACAAGCAGUGAACUGGUGCAGCCGGCAUCCAGCAGCACAUUUAAUGGAUUCACACAGGAUACUUCUCUAUUCGCAGUGCAAUCCAAUCAGAAUGUGGUAGAUAACUUGAUUGAGGCAGAAGAAGCUCCAUCUUUGGAACCCCAGGCUGAAGAACCCCUCUCUCCCCCUGCCGCUGCGCCUGUUGCUGCCGCUGCGCCUGUUGCUGCCGCUGCGCCUGUUGCUGCCACGGUUCCUGUUGCUGCCGCUGCGCCUGUUCCUGCCACGGUUCCUGUUGUUGCCGCUGCGCCUGUUGCUGCCGCUGCGCCUGUUGCUGCCGCUGCCGCUGUUCCUGAACAGGAAGCUCUGCCUGCUGAGCCUAGUGAGCCAGCAGAGGAAGCUGUGCAGGAGACUGUCACAGCAGGUGAAAAGGAGACAACUGGGAUUGCUGAGGAAGAGAGUGAGAUGGUAGCUAUAACUGAAGAUGCAGGUGCAGUUGAAAAUGCUGUUGUAACUGAAGCCAGUGAAGGUGCUGCUGCAGCUGAAACAGCUGAUGAAGGUGACAAACCUAAAAUAGAAGAGAAGGAAGCAGUGGUGGCUCAGGAGAAAGUCAGCAGCAUCCCUUCACUAGUAAUAGAGCCAGCAUCAAACAACGAAGGGGAGGGAGAGGAGCAUGAAGUCAUAGUGAAUGAAUCCGAAGAUGUUGUGGAAGACGUUGGCACUCAGGGCAUUGAAAGUGAUGCCAGUGAACCUUCCCAGGUUGUAAGUGAGCAGAAAACCAUUGAAGAAAUCCAAACUACAUCCUCUGAAGAACCGCCUGUGUCAGCGGAUGAUGCAGCCCAUGGAAUGCCACCUGGCUUUCUCUUUAAGGUUGAAGCGCUACAUGAUUUUGAGGCCGCUAAUACUGACGAACUUAACUUAAAACGAGGAGAUACUGUACUAGUAAUCCCUUCUGAGGCCACAGAUGACCAGGAGGCUGGCUGGCUGACAGGCAUUAAAGAAUCGGAUUGGCUGCAGUACAGAGAUGCAGUAACCUAUAAGGGACUUUUCCCAGAGAACUUCACAAAGCCCUUGGAGUAGUUCUCAGCUCAGGCAUAACAGUGUUAUAAGAAGCUCAGUCAGUAGGUUUUUAAAUCUCUUUGAAACACAGGAACCCACUUUUGUAGUUAAACUGCUAAUGGUUUACAGACUGGUGCCAGACAAAGCUUGGUGAAACAUAUCAAAUGAGCAUGAAUGCAAACAGUUAAGUUAGCAUCGUCUGAAGCAGUAUAUGAAAAAAAUGUAUUAAGAGAAAUGUCCCUAUUCGUUCACACGUAUGUGGCAACAGGUUUGUUUGUGCGUUGUCGGAGCUAUGGUGAUCCUGUAUUUGAUCCUUUCCCAUGAAAUCUAAAAUUAGCCUCCUCACUACGAGAACCUUAACUUCUCUGCACUAAGUGUAUUGUAUUGACUUGCUGCACUACAGAAGAUUUUAUUAGUAAUCCUUUAGUAAUGAGGUCAAAUUAUUAAGUUACGUGUUUAAAAAAAUGAACUGCUGCAAAGUUUUUCAAUGUUUUUUUGAACAUAUAUACACAUAUAUGCUUGUGUGUAUAUAAGUGCAUACAGAUACAUAGGCAUUAACAUGUUACCCUCCAUUGUAGUUCUUUGACUCUGUAGUAUCAUUAAUAGAUGCAUUGCUCUUACAAGGUCUGGCAUUACAGUAAAUAGCUUUGUUCCAAAACAAAGCUAGCUGCUCCAUUGCCAAAACAUUAUACAGUAUCUGUGUUUGUAAUGUGAAAUUUUCAUUCUGAGAUGAACGAUUAUAACUAUCACAUUCAAAGCUGCUAAAACAUUGGAAGGCAUGGCUCAGUCUCCUCUAUUUCUAGCUGUAAUAGUUUGAGAUUGUGUGGAUAGAGUGGUUAUAAUGCUAAUCUAUACUUUAAUUGGCUGAAUUAUGAAAACAAAAAAUAUCUAAGAAGGACAAAAACAAACAAUAUAUUUUCACUAUAUGUAUUUAUGCAGCACACCUUCACAGAUCCUUUUAAAAUAAGGUAUAUAAUGUAUCCUGUAUCAAGAAAUCAUCUGUAAACUAUUAUGUUUUUCAGUGUUGUGUCAUUCAAAAUAAACCUUUGAUCCAAAAGAAGUUGUUUUUGAGAGUGU
Malaclemys terrapin pileata is the source of this 3342-nucleotide messenger RNA. It is a transcript of the gene AMPH, whose product is annotated as amphiphysin. The transcript has 22 exons. Gene Ontology annotation, molecular function: phospholipid binding; protein binding. NCBI's taxonomy places the organism in Eukaryota, Metazoa, Chordata, Testudines, Emydidae. Gene Ontology annotation, cellular component: cytoplasm; plasma membrane; synaptic vesicle. The record is from RefSeq and is a predicted model, not a curated record. Gene Ontology annotation, biological process: synaptic vesicle endocytosis. Bases 73 to 2286 code for a protein of 737 amino acids.